Messenger RNA from Haemonchus placei, 1104 nucleotides. The record is from the annotation of a GenBank genome assembly. Lineage: Eukaryota; Metazoa; Nematoda; Chromadorea; Rhabditida; Trichostrongylidae.
AUGAUUCGGUUUGUACGGCGACCUCUUCCUGUCCUAGUAAUUCUUUCCCUAAUAAAUCCGAACAUCCUGAAGUUGCUACUGAGUACAGUUCUCAGUUCAUCACGAACGGUAUGUAGGGUAAUGGAAAUGGUGUCGAGCUCGAUGAAAGAAUCUCAUAUUGCUAUUGUACAAGUUGUGGAGGAGAACAUCUACAGACCAGCUUAUGGACAUGCUAUAAUGAGUGUCGCUUGCUAUGCUAAAGCUCAACGCUAUGAUCACUUCAUUUUGGUGGACCAGAUGUUUUUUGCUAAGUGCCUCCAUAAGAAUAGAUUCUUUCUUCAACAUUGUAUCGUUGCGUAUGUACUGAGAAACUACGAUUACGUGCUGUUUUUAGAUACCAAUAUCGGUGUCGUCAACCCAAAAAGACGAAUAGAAGAGUAUGUAGAUGAAAAUGUAGACUUGAUAUUCGCUGAGCGAGCUGAAAACUGGGAAUUUGUGACAGAAACAUAUCUCGUGAAAAACUCAAAGCGGGCACUCAAUUUUCUGAACGGUCUGGCCGACUAUGAAUCCCGUGUGCCGAAGAGACUCCGUGGCAAACACAGCGCCAUCAUUCAUGCUACAGCAUGGACUCGUGAAAGCUGGACGACGAAUAGUAAAUGGAGCAAAGACCGUGACUUUAUGUUGAGUUACGGUAAUGAAUCCGAUAUGAUACCGUAUCUCAGCGUUCCAGUACCUUUGAUGUCAACAAAAAAAGCAACGUGGUACAAUCCUCUGGAAGGCUCCAUAGAUAUCAUGCAAUGUAAGAGCGGGGGCAAUAAUCGUGUUGGUAAGAAUACACCCUCGCCAACAAUCAGUAAGCUUGGCUCUGGCCACUACUUUCUUACCAGGGGUUACGUCUUCGGUCUACUGGUACGAGCUUGUGUAGAAGAAACCAGUGAACUGAAGAUGCUAAUCCCGUGCUGCGUCCUACAGAAUUUUGGCCGCUGGUUUUCUGGCUCAAUUUGCUGGGCAAUAUUGGAGAACGGUCUACGUAUCGAUCAUCUUCAGUUACCCUACUUAUACCUGCUACUUCUCGAGACGCUGAUGCAAUAUUGUAAGGGCAGCAAACAUCCUAAGUAUUUCUGA